UACUCUGUUUGGUCUACGCUCCCAUUCCCAGGCGAGGGGACCGAGCAGAAGCAUCCCUUUUGUUAUCUGUUGAAAUAAGAAGAUCAGAGGGGAAGACAGGGUUUGAAGUGUGCAUUGGGGGGUCCUAAAUCUUUGCCUGUCCCCUCCGUCUGGAUCUUUAUAAAUGAUCGAGGAGUGCAAUGAAUUUAGGAAAGCUUCCUGUCCUGGAACCAGAAACUUCUUUAGAGGCAGAUCGGCCGUGCCGGGCUGUCUGAAUGGACCAGCAUCUUCGCCUCGAAGAUUUAUUUGAGUUUCAGCUCGUCAGCGAUUAGUCCCUCGGGAGAUCUGUUGGCUUUUCGGCGAGGGAUGGAGAAGCGCAAGCCGGCCGCACUGCCGCCCUUGCCCUACCACCUCCGCACGGUGCCCUUGGACCUGCCGGGGACCCCACCCCGCCUCCCUCUCAGGGACCCCCCCAGGGUCUCCCGUCCCGACGCCGCGUGCUGGGCGCGGGGGCCCGGGGGCUGCGCCGCGAGGCCGCCGUGCCGGCCGCUGCCGCUGGAGUGCGCCUUCGAGCCCGCCUUCCUCCGGCGGCGCAACGAGCGCGAGCGGCAGCGGGUGCGCUGCGUCAACGAGGGCUACGCGCGCCUGCGAGCCCACCUGCCCCGCGAGCUGGCGGAGCGGCGGCUCAGCAAGGUCGAGACGCUCCGUGCCGCCAUCGGCUACAUCAGGCACCUCCAGGAGCUGCUGGAGCGCCACGCCCGGGGGCCGGAGGGUCCCGCCGGCGCCCGCGCCCCGCGCCCGGCCGAGUGCAACAGCGACGGCGAGUCCAAGGCCUCGUCGGCGCCUUCGCCCUGCAGCGAGCCCGAGGAGGCGGGCAGCUAGCGAGCGCCGGGCCCCGGCCCGGUCCCCCCGCGCGCCCCCCGCGGCCUGGGAGUCUGGCCGAAGAGUCUCGCCCGGGAUGGUUUGCAUUUCUAAUGCGGUUUUUCCCUCCACGACUAAAUCUUAGGAACGAGAAAUGCGUGUUUUGCGGAGGAAAAGUGUUAUUUUGACAUUCUGGUUGCCCUCCUCCCCUCCCCCAUCCCCCCCCCCCCCCCUUACUGGUCAUGCGCUUGCAAGCUUAAAGGUGCUCAUGACGGAAAUUCUUCCACGGUACUUCUCAAAGGCACACGGAGCCGGAUUCUGAGCACCGGAUUCUAAAAACGAGUAUUCUAAAAACUCAGAGGGCGGCGACAAUGGGAAAUAUGUCCCACAGCCCGCGGGGUGGGGUACGUUAGGUACACGAAUAUCGAAUCAAAUUCAACCCAACCAAAGAACUUUACAAAUAAAUAAAUGAAUAAAUCACAGCCCUUAGGGCAAGAGGAACGUUUUCCUGCAUGCUUUCCUUUGGGAAUUGUAUUUGAAAUUUAACUGACACCGUCCGUUUGGGUGAAGGUGACUCUAAGUUGACGCUUGAGCAAACACGCACUUGCGUGCACGGUGGUGCUGGAGAAGACCGGGGCCAUCGUUUGAUACUAUCAGCUUUAUCUUAUCCAGAAGUGGCCAUCUGGAAACUUCAUUAACAUUCAGGAAGUAACAUGUUACUGUACAUGAUCUGGUUGAAAGAGAACUCAGAUUUGUUUGAAAACUUCUCAGUUGUUUCUACCCACUGGUUUUCCUUUUUCUUUCCAUCCCCCUCUGUAGUUCUCACUUCAUCUAACCUUUGGUUAAACUAAAGUAACACCCCUGAUUUAAAAAAAAGAAAAAGAAAAAGAAAAAUAGGAACUGCGUAGAUGGUUGAACAAGGUGGACUGAAACUGGUAUGUUCUCAAAAUCUCAUCACCAUGAGGGCCUCUGGGUAUAAUGAAAUUAUCUAGUGACUUUGGCUUUGUUCCUGGUCUUUGAAAAACAUUUAAUUUGGGUCCAUUUUGUCUUAAGGACAAUUAUGAAAUUCAGCAGAUAAGUAAAAUGCUUGCUGACCUAUGAAGAUAAACUUCCUCUCUCUAAAGUUGUUUUCUAGUAUCUUGAAUUGACCUUUCCAUAUCAGGCAGGCCUGAUAUGGGGGUGGGGAGCCAGGCCAGGACAUGGACAAGGAGAGAAAGCUACUCCUGGUGAGCCCUUACAGGGCAUGGUUUAAUCCCCACAGGGGCCUCAUGAGCUAGGUUUUUUAGUACCUCCACUUUAUAGCUGUGUCAACUGAGGGAAGCCAAUAUGCAAUGAAUAUCUUUUAUCAGCCAGAAAUUCUGUCAUGUGCUUUUUACAUGUUGCCCUAGUUCAUUCUCAUUGGUCUGCGAGGUGAGUAUUACACAUGUGAUGUGGUUAAAAAACGGGGCCUUGCCCAGGUUUGUGUUGCUAGGGUUAGUUGAGCUGAGAGUCCAUCCAGAGUUUGACCCUGAAGCCCAGACUUGCUGGGUCUGGUUCCCUGUCCUCCCUUGCGCAUUUGUUUGCUAGUGGAGUGACAUAGCAAACUUCUUAAUCGUGCAGCAACUCCGUUUCCUCAUCUGUACUGUUUCACAGGAGAAAUGUAGAUGAAAGACCAUGGUAAUCUGCAAGGUACUAUCCAAAGGUAAAUUAGUCGUGUUAUCAUCCUUUGGAGAAAACACUCUUACUUGUACUCGUACAAAAUACUAUUACCUAUAUACUAUGGGAAGGGGAGCCUGAUUGAAAAUGAUCUCUAGGUGGAGUUAGUGUGAUUUCUUCAGUGUGUUAGAAGGAAGACAGAGUAACCCCAUGGUAUUAGGAUUUUGCCUUCUAUUGUAAAUUUCCAGGGGACAUGACUUGACCUGUGGAAGCUGCAUCCCUGUUAAGCCGUAUAAUUACUAAUAUUUGUAACAAUGAGUUCUAAUGGAUUCUGUGUUUCUGGAGACACAGAUAAAUGUUUUGCAGUGAUUCACAACAAAUCUUUACAUUUUCUUAAGAACGUGGCAGAGAUGUUGGGUUUGAAGGAGUAAGAUGGAAGCUUGCCCUUGCCCAUUCCUUGGUUACAGCCUUACGGACAUCUGUCAUGAAUCCAUUUUGGUCUUCAGGCAGGUGGUUAUUCCUUGUAAAGGUUUCAGUGAAGCAAGCCUCCCUGAGAUGUAUUUAUUGUUGGGGGCGGUGUGGAAAGGAAAACACCCAUCUUACCUCCCUGGCUGAGCUGGAGGAGAGGGUAAUGCACCAAGUUGUUCAGAACCUUGAGAAACUUUUUAAGGGUCUUCCGUAAGGGCUAAUGACGCUCUCCGUUCCUUCAUUCUGCUUCAGCCAUGGCCGGCACCUGGAUGUUCUCUUUUCUACCGUGGGAGUAAUAACAAUGAAAGAGUACAUUUUGUUUAUAUACUGUGGUUGCUUUUAAAUACAGGAAAACGAAAUAAAGAUUUUUUUUCUUUAUUUACUUCCCUAAAAUAAAUGCACAAAAUG
Mustela erminea (ermine) is the source of this 3351-nucleotide messenger RNA. RefSeq names its product achaete-scute family bHLH transcription factor 4 (gene ASCL4). The transcript has a single exon. Lineage: Eukaryota; Metazoa; Chordata; Mammalia; Carnivora; Mustelidae. Gene Ontology annotation, molecular function: RNA polymerase II transcription regulatory region sequence-specific DNA binding; DNA-binding transcription factor activity, RNA polymerase II-specific; protein dimerization activity. The coding region runs from base 346 to 861 and encodes 171 amino acids. The record is from RefSeq and is a predicted model, not a curated record. Gene Ontology annotation, biological process: regulation of transcription by RNA polymerase II; developmental process.